CGUCUCAGGCUUCUCCACCUGGAAAUUCCGUUGCUGCAUCCCUCUAUCUGUUGCUAAUAUUAUACUACACCAUGUUACUGGCAUGGCACUCAGAGAGCGAAAGUCGCUCGUGUUUGUGGCAUACAUAAUUUCGUUCGACUGAUCGACGUUGCACCUUUCAUCGCUUUCUGACAAUCAGGACCUUGCACCUUUUAGCUGUACCUCGAGUUCAGUCUUGUGAAUAAACUUAUCUCAGCUUCUUACCCUUCAGCUCUAGCUACUAGCUCAUCCUAGUUUACUUCUUGUUGUUGUAUCAGUAUGAAUACCGUCACAGCUCAGGCAGCUGGCGCAGCAGAUCCGCCAUGCUGCCCAUUUGUCCCCCUUUGUUUCGAGUGCGGGACUCGCCGCAAUCCCUGCCACUGCCGAAUUCUAGACCCAACUCUUGGGUUUGUUGCCUUCGCUGUGGCUGCAGCUUUUGAGUGGCCUGUUGGUGCAUUUGUUUACUGCUUCCGCCACCUCAAGGGAAGAAGAAUAAUGGCGCAUCCGGCCGCGGUUGUCUACCCCCGUGUAUCUGCUUGCCUUCCCAUCUAAAUCCAAUUUCUUCUCUGGAAGUUGGAGAAAUCCAUGGACUGCAUUGUAUACUUUUUUGUUUGAAGACGGGAGGGUUGGGUUUCAUCAAGGGGUUUUUUCUUUUUUCUUUUUUUGGUUUCAUCGAGUUUUGGCUUUAGAGUUGAAAGCAAUCCUCGAGAUCGAUUCGUUGGAGAAUAUCUGGUGUGGACAUCAUUUUGUAUAGUUUGGAGGCUCACUGUUGCCUGAUUCCAUUCGGCUCACUUAUGUACAAUAAACCGAGUCAAAACACUAGUUUUGACUUCAUUACUCUCUUUUGCA
Molecule: messenger RNA, 867 nt
Organism: Physcomitrium patens
Lineage: Eukaryota; Viridiplantae; Streptophyta; Bryopsida; Funariales; Funariaceae
Source: RefSeq, a predicted model, not a curated record